CUGAGCCUCUAAGGCAUCCCCCGGCCCUAGAUGUCGAGCUUCGUUCUUUUUAUUAUUUCCCAUCAUCACCUCUUCUCCGAGUGAGCGAGUGCUAUCUCCGUGCAGUUUCGCAUCUCAAUUGCCUCCGUCAAAGCGCGGCCAUUGUGACUGAUAUCGACGCUCACUUUUCAAACCUUGAGCAUCCGCCCCGCUAUCGAUUAUCAGCCUCAGGCCUACACUUCAAUUGCGCCAGACAACCUUCAAUAUCAAGCUGUGAACCCUGAACUUUUCUGUACCAUGUCUGCAGACAAUUUGCUCUACCCGAUGGACUUCUCCAGCCACCAGGAUGAGUGGCUUGAGUUCGACAGCUUGUUCCAGCUCUCUUCGGAGUAUCUAGACAGCAAUCCCACCUCCGUGGAAUCUAUAUCUCCGCGCGACCUCGACCAGCCGUUCACCGAUACCGGCUUCCUGAAUUGGGACUCGGACCCUGCUAUGUGCUCGCAGGCCAUGUUCCCCGAGUUCACCGGCUGCGAAGCCCCAGUGGAUGGGCUGGACCCGUCUGCAUUGGACUUCCAGUCAUUCAUCGACCCCAAUGCCGUUCUGCAACCAACGUCUCAAGACCAAUUUGGCGACGCUGGUUUCGAGAGUGCUUGGCUCCCUGAGGCACAGGACUUUGGGACUCCUUCUUCUUUCCGGUACAUGGUUGAGUCGCAGGCAGCCCUGGACAACCGUUGCUUCUCGCAGAAGGAGAAGCGACGGGAUGCUUCAAUUGCUUUACACUUGCAGCGCUUCCAGGAUACACCAUCAAAUAACCUCCUUUCCUCUCCUAACUGGUCUGAAUUGUCCCUCGAUGUAACGCAAUAUGAGCGUUCCUCCACGACUUCGACUACCCCUCCUGUCUCUGACUCGCAAAACUCGUCUUCGCCUGUUUCGGGAUCGGAGCCUGGGGCUGGCUCAAUGCAAAUGGUGUUGGAUCUCAACAUGAACACAACCACCAAUGUGCCAAAGAAGCAGAAGCCGAGGUCAAGAGCCCAGAGGGAGAACUACAUCAAGGCUAGGAAGUAUGGGGUCUGCGAGAAACAUCGCAAGCAGCACAAGAGGUGUAACUGCCUCGAGAAGGCAGCAGCAGCAGCGGCAACAACUUCUCAGCUAAAUGUUAAUGCUUCACGUGCCGACGCCAGCACGCUAGCUCACUUGCGCACGAACCAUGAGAGACUCCUGUCGACCAAGUCGUCGCUACAACGCUCUGUUUAUAGCCCGACAGGCUGUACGAAUGUCGAUCCACAAAGACUACUGACGCGACCUACACGGGUACCGCUUCCGGAUCUGUCUCCUACGCAACCGCUGGUACCAGCGGGCGGCCGCGACCAGGUCACGGUGAGACAGCCGGUAGAUAUGCGCAAGCCGAAUGUAUCGCGCACGCUACCAGUACAACCAUGCGUUUCGCCUACAAGCCACAACAGAGGCACCGGUGUCCACGAGCAAGUUACACAGAGACAAACGGUAGAUAUGCGCAGUUCGCGCACGCUACCGGUGCAGCCAUAUGUUUCCCCGACAGGCUACAAUAGUGCAGCCGCACAGAACACGCAUCUGCUUGUUACAACAAGUGGAGGCCUGCCGAAUAUGCCAGAUCGCUUUAGAGACAAGCGCAACCAAUCUAUGCAACAAUCCACCAGAUCACAGUCCACCAGACUAAGAUCCAGCGAUCAACAAGUUCGCCGGACAAUACACGAUUCAGUGGACAGACUACCAGUUGGCAGUCGCGGCUUAUUGAAUGUGCCGAGAUCUGGAGUUGCAAACUAUCCUCUCCUAGAAUGUGCAAGCACAAUUGUUCGCAGGGUCGCGGGCAGCUUGUUCUCCUGGAGAGAUUCAUCAGCUGCUUCAUCGGUAGCUGCCCCAGCCUCUUUCCUUGGUCGUCUUGCAGUGUUCUCUUCCAGGCUUUAUAUGCAAUAUAGGAAGGGAAUGGGGUUCUAUUGAACCUCCGCCCCGUGGGCGAUAAAAUUGAUCGAAUUGCGGUUUUUUUAUGUAUUGGUUGGGUCGUUAUGCUCUAGGUUGUGAGGUCUUAGCGAAGUUUCAUAUACCUGUUUGGUAUUGUUCGUUCAUACAUUUUUAUCGAGCAUAUUUCUAGAGACUCGAGUCCACUAAUAGAUUCUGUGGAAUUCAUGACUAUUUCUACUGUCCUUAUAUUUUCAAUUCUCC
Molecule: messenger RNA, 2178 nt
Organism: Aspergillus versicolor CBS 583.65
Lineage: Eukaryota; Fungi; Ascomycota; Eurotiomycetes; Eurotiales; Aspergillaceae
Exons: 2
Coding region: 277-1956 (559 amino acids)
Source: RefSeq, a predicted model, not a curated record